This is a messenger RNA of Poecilia latipinna (sailfin molly), 838 nucleotides long. Its product is annotated as cystatin-A-like. Lineage: Eukaryota; Metazoa; Chordata; Actinopteri; Cyprinodontiformes; Poeciliidae. The transcript is spliced from 3 exons. Gene Ontology annotation, cellular component: cytosol. Bases 324 to 644 code for a protein of 106 amino acids. Gene Ontology annotation, molecular function: cysteine-type endopeptidase inhibitor activity. The record is from RefSeq and is a predicted model, not a curated record.
UCUGAAAUGAGAGUAGACUCUUCAAAAGCUCAAGUACAUGUUUUCCACUGCAGUGGUUCAUCAAGUGAACCAUUAAACUACAAAUUGUGUGUGAACUGCAGUUUCGGAGCUUAACAUAGCUUUUAUUAUAAUGCUUAGUAAGAUGUUAUCUAUAAAUACUUAGGAAAAUCUGUCAGAGCUCCACCCAUGAAACUGAGGAACCUCCUUCUCGAAGGUGUUUUAUUUCCUCAACACCUGCAGUAUAAAUAAGCUUGAAAACUACCUGAUGUUCAGCUUUUGAGCCUGAUAGCAGCAGAUAGUUUUCUUUUCUGUCAAAAGCAGUAAUGAGUAAAGAAGUGACAUGCGGAGGAUGGUCAGAGACCAGGCCAGCCAAUGAGGAAGUUUCUGCGCUUUCUAAAUUGAUGCAGAAAAUUGCAGAGGCAAAUACCAACAGAAAGUUUAAUGAAUUCAAAGCAAUUGAAUACCGAUCACAAGUUGUGGGAGGUAUGAAGUAUCUGAUUAAGGUUCAGGUGAGAGAAAACGAUUACGUCCACCUGCAGGUCUUCCAAAGCCCUCUGCAGGAGGGCAAAAUUGAAACUAAAUUUGAGGGAGUGCAGGAUGGCCACAAGCGAGAUGAUCCUCUCGAACCGUUCAAGCCCUUCUAAAGUGAAAACACUGCCUGAUCCAGCUUCCUCCAGACGGCUGCUUCAAAGAAAAAUGUCUUUGUAUUGUUAUGAGCAAGAUUACUACAACAAUACUCUGUUAUAAUACAAGUUGAGUCAAAUAUCUGUAUCACUUGAACCUGUAAGGGGGAUGUCAAAUGUCAUAAAAUGACUCAAUAAACAAGAUUUAUACAGGA